CUGUCGCCUCUGAACUAAACGUAAAGCACCGAGCUGUGAGGAUUUUAUGAAUGAAACGCACACCUGGCCGACUUCACGCUGACCUGCAGGUAAACCCGCGGGAACCUGCUGCAGGAUUCAUCUUAAACUUAGUAAGUUCAGCUGAUCUGAGAUCUGUGGCUGUUCACAGCAGCUCACACACAGAGAGCCUGCUCCACACAGUCACUCGUCAGAUAUCACAUGUAUUCAAUGAUAUUCCCAUGACCCGCAGUCAGUCAUGUGACUGUGUGGGUCAGUGGGGUCAUGUGACGCAGAGGCUAAAAUUAUCCAGCAGCAGAUCUGAGGUCAGAUUUCAGCUGAAGAGGCUCGACAUGACGGCCGGUCGCUAUGCUCCCACAAGGAUGAUCGGAAGGAGGACGAGGCUGCAGCUCAGAGGUCAGAGGUCCUCUCACCUGUCCACCUGUGCGCUGUGACGUCAUCAUGGUGGGUGUGGUUGCGUGCAGCUCAGUCAGCUCCAUCAAAGCUCUGUGGGAGACCAGGAUCAGGAGGAGGAAGGAGGAGCAGGAGGACGAGCAGAGGAGGACGACCAGGGGCGGGGCUACUGGCAGACUGAGUGUUGGUGUUUGGGAGGACCGGGCGGCUCUAGCUCGACUCAGACAGAAGCUGCACACAGAAGACGGACGACUGAUCCUCCGAAUCGAACAGGAGGAGUGGAAGUCUUUGCCAGGCUGUCUGGUCCAGCUCAGUCAGGUCCAGGAGUGGCAGAUCCACCGGACUGGGCUGCAGAAGAUCCCUCACUUCAUCUCGAGCUUCCAAAACCUUCUGGUUCUCGAUCUUUCCCGGAAUGGGAUCACAGAGAUCCCCAAACAGAUCGGGAAGCUGACCAGACUCAGAGAGCUGCUGCUGAGCUACAACAGAGUCCAGUCUGUUCCUCAAGAGCUUGGCUGCUGUGAGAGUCUGGAGAGGCUAGAGCUGGCCAUGAACCGGGACCUGGACCACCUACCAGAUGAGUUCAGGAACCUGAAGAAGCUGCACCACCUGGACCUGUCCAUGAAUGACUUCACCUGCCUGCCAGACUGCGUUGUUGGACUGCCGGCGCUCGAGUGGCUCGACAUGGGAGGAAACCGACUGCAGUGCUUACCUGAAGACAUACACAGGAUGGUGAAGCUGCACACUCUGUGGCUGCAGAGGAACGAGCUCGAGAAACUCCCAGAAAACAUCAGCAGGAUGGCGAGUCUGGACACUCUGGUCCUCAGCCGCAACAGACUUAGAGACAUCCCCUCUCUGAUGGAGGACAUGUCCAACCUCAGGUUUGUGAAUUUUCGGGACAACCCUCUGACUCUGGACGUGACGCUGCCAUGCAGGAAGACGAAGGCCGAGGACGACGAUGAAGAUGACAGAGAGAUGUUCGGACGAGAGUUCAUGCAGAUGUACAUCCAGGAGGCCAGGAAGAGAGCGUACGCUGUGCUCAACAUGCACAGCGUCAACCAGCCGAGCGAUGACUCGUCAGACUGAAACAAUCCGUCGCUCUGCGUCUCUUUGUCUCUGCUGCUGCUGCAACAUCUGGACUUUUGUUUCUGCUUCUGUGGGAGGAGACGCCUGAAGACGAGCUCUGACACGUGCUAACGUCGG
Messenger RNA from Toxotes jaculatrix (banded archerfish), 1611 nucleotides. It is a transcript of the gene lrrc39, whose product is annotated as leucine rich repeat containing 39. Lineage: Eukaryota; Metazoa; Chordata; Actinopteri; Toxotidae. The transcript is spliced from 9 exons. The record is from RefSeq and is a predicted model, not a curated record. The coding region runs from base 460 to 1494 and encodes 344 amino acids. Gene Ontology annotation, molecular function: protein binding.